This is a messenger RNA of Wickerhamiella sorbophila, 774 nucleotides long. Its product is annotated as Enoyl-CoA delta isomerase 1, peroxisomal. Gene Ontology annotation, biological process: fatty acid beta-oxidation. Gene Ontology annotation, cellular component: peroxisome. The coding region runs from base 1 to 774 and encodes 257 amino acids. The record is from RefSeq and is a predicted model, not a curated record. Gene Ontology annotation, molecular function: delta(3)-delta(2)-enoyl-CoA isomerase activity; enoyl-CoA hydratase activity. NCBI's taxonomy places the organism in Eukaryota, Fungi, Ascomycota, Dipodascomycetes, Dipodascales, Trichomonascaceae. The transcript has a single exon.
AUGCCCGCCACGCAGAACUUCCCCAUUGGUUCUGACGAGAACUUGCUCAGGUACGAAGAGAAGGAUGCGUACCAUCUUUUAAUGUUCACCUCGCCUCCCGACAACCGUUUCUCUCCGGAGUUCGCUCCAGCGUUCAUCCAGGCCAUCACAUGGAUUCAGACCGAGUGCGAGCCCAAGCCCCUGGUCACCACCUCGUCCACACCGAAGUUCUACUCCAAUGGCCUUGACUUUGAGCGUGCUGUCGCCACCCCUGGCUUCUUCAAUGACGCUUAUUACCCUAUGAUGAGGGUUAUGCUCGAGUUCCCUUGGCCAACCGUUGCUUGGGUCAAUGGCCACGCCUUUGCUGCCGGCUUUAUGAUUUCUGCUUGUCACGACUAUAUUGUCAUGAAUGGCGAGAAGGGCUACCUGUGCAUGAACGAGCUCGAGUUUGGCGCACCUUUGCUGCCUCCGAUGAUGUCUAUCUUCCGUGUUCGUUAUGGCACCCAACUCGCCCACAAGAUCGCUCUGACUGCUCACCGCUUCACUGGUAAAGAGGCUCUGAGCGACGGGCUGAUUACCGCCUUGGGUGCGUUGCCAGAAGUCGAGGAAAUCGUCAACAAGGUCUCCAAGUUCGCUGGCAAGGUCUCGUACGGUGCUAUCCGUAAAGAGCUUUUCCGCGAGGUUCUCAACGACACUCUGAACUAUAACGAAGAUACCGAAAAGCUUUCUGCUAGCACGGCCCGUGAGGAGGAGUUUUACGAGAAAAUCGUCAAUGAGUAUCGCGCCAAGCUUUGA